AUGCCGAUUGGAAAAAUCGUCAGCGAGCGCGCAAGUGCCAAGCAGUGGGCGCACAUCUACAUUGAGAAAGAAAUACAUAAUAGAGUAAACAACCUUCUAAAUUGCAUAGUGUAUGGCAGAAACAGGGGAGUACUACCUCUCCAGGGGGGGAGGGAGCCUCAUUGUGCAGAUCCGGUCCGCACCCCAGACGACUCAAAUGGGAAAGCCACUUCCAAAUGGAAGUGCUACGAUAAAGUAGCAGUGGAUUUGUUAAAGGAAUAUGUUCGGGCAUUUCACAGGGGGGAAAAAAAAAACCAUCGCCUGAUGGUUUUCCAAAGAGAAAAACUACCCAGUGGAGAGAAAACAGCGGAAGGGAAAGAGCAAAGAGUAAAGGACACAAGCGAAUGUCCGAAUGGGAGAAGCGUGAACCGAGAUGGAGACCAUCCCAUGGUCGCGUUAACAGAACUUACGGACCCAUCAAGGUUAAGCCCAAAACAGACAAGUAGGCACCUAACAGAUAACCCAAACAGGAGAAUCAACACAUCUGUCAGUUUGAAUCACCUACAAUACGUAUGGCUCAAACACACAAUGAUUAUUUUUAAGCUUCUAAUUGGAAGCAACCUGAAGGUAGAGGCAAAAAGAAAAUUUGAAAUGACCACCACAGUGCUGGCUGUACUGAAAAGGACACUUAGGGGUAUGUCGAGGGGGGGUACAGAGCAGGCAAGGACCAGAGUAGAUACCCUCCUUUGUUGGGCUUACCUUCUAUCCAAAAUUGAUAUGGUAGAUAAGGAGCUCAUCAUACAGAUGUGCCAUUUUUUUCAAAACGAGGUGAAGACACUCAGCUCGGCAAACAAGUUCCACCUCCUCAGCUGCAUGAGCAGCUUUCAUUUUUUGUCCAAGAGGUUUCUACGCGUUGGGAAUUACCUGCGGGGGUAUUUUUUCAACUUGCUGAGGGUGGAGAGGGGGCGGCACGCACGGGAGGGGGGCGAGCCGACAUGCGCUCCGGUGUUGCCUGUAAACCGGUCAGAUCAGCCAGCCGCCGCUGCAGCAGCUACGCCAGCCGCUUCGCCAGCCGCUUCACCAACCUGCUGCGCCAGCGAAGUGUGCCAAGUGCUGUUCAAGCAGAAGAAGCACCUGAGCCAUUUGGACCGGACCAUCUUGAAAAACGUGCUGAGGGCGGAAGUGGCCAGCUAUGGGAAGGUGACUCCCCCCUUCUUUAAGCUCCUCGUGAAGUUAGGCGACCGGGAGUUGCAGCGAUUUUUACUCGACCGAAUAAUCGAGCACGUGGAGUUGUAUGAACAGGUGGAGCUGAGCAGCGUGUUGGGCAGCUUCGUCAAAAGGGAGGGGAAAGGGAAGCUAGCGAAGGGGAAGCUAACAAAAGGGGAGAUACACCCGGAAGCGGGGCAGGCAGCGGGGCAGGAAGAAGAGCUCUCCACGCUCGUUCGCAUUUUGCUCGAAGCGGAUUUGCACAGCAUGAACCUGAAGCAUGUGUGCUACUUGUAUGUGUACAUAAAUAGAGCGUUGAAGAAGGAGUUAAGGAGGGCCACCUGUGGGCGUAUGGGAAGGGCCAAGCAGGAGGAGGGUUGCACCCAAAUGGGGCACCCAGCAAGCGAGCAAGGAGCGGACGCCAAUCCGUUUCAGCCGUUUGAGCAAAUCUGCGGAGGGGAGGAUGGUCCUGAAGGGGGUCCUCACAGUGGCGGUCCUUACAGUGGCGACCCCCAAACGGAGAACAUUCGCCUGAUGAACCAAGUGAACGAAAAGAUUAUCCUCACUUUGGCAGAAAAGAUCUACUACCUCAGAGUGAAUAACCUGGUGACCCUGGUGUAUAACACCUGCCCAAUCAUUUCGCCCAAGCAGGCUGCCUUUUUAGAACUCUGCUUUGCUCACCUACUGGAGGAGAACUACUUGACGUUUACUUUGGCCAGAGUGUACCGCUCGCUGUAUCGUCACUUUGUGGGUAGUGGCAUGUGUAAAUCUGAUGGAACCUCAAUCGUUGUGGGCAAGGGGAAGGGCUUAAACUGCUUAAAUUGCUUAAAUCGCGCUGGCAGCCCCUACGGUGAGGGUGCAAACAGCACACUUGCAGCUACAUCACCGUAUGAACAUAAAAUGGAGAAGAUUUGCAGCUACCUGAAGGAAAGGUAUUACCUAAGGAGGGACCAGCACUUGGGGGACAUCAGCAUGUGCACCAUUUUGUUAAACGUUUGCCAGAAGUUUUUGCUAGAACUGCUCGUUUACUCCUUCCACAGGUCGCAGGGGGGGGGGCAAUCCAAGUGGGCGGAGCAGCCACCGGGGAGGGGGCAACCUAGCUGUGGAGGCGCGGCGGCGGUGCUCGAACUCGUCCAGCACAUUUACACACACCUGCACUUUGUGGUUGUGAGUACCCGGGAGGGGGUAGAAGGAAAGGGAGUCCAAGGUGACGGCGAUGGAGGUGGCUACGAAGAUGGGGUCCAUUGCGAUGGAGGUGGCUGUGACGAUGAAGGGGAGCGGAGCCCCCUCCGCCGCGACCAGCUCGAGCUGGCGCUGCUCUACGGGCGUAACAUCGUGAGCCGCAUGGGCGUGUACGUGGACUCGGUGGAGCGCGCCUUUCGGUUCUGGGGCGGCGCUGAUGGAGGAGCUGAUGAAGGCGUUGAUAGCGGCGUUGAUAGCGGCGCGACAGUUGGUCACCUCAACGUUACACCACAUGGGAUUAACCAAAUGAACGACACAGGUGGGAAGUCUAUGCCCAGGGGAAUUCCCCCCGAUGCAGCCCCCCAACACACCCACCAUGAUUUGAAGAAUCAUCCAAUCGAAAUGCAAAAUGUUCGUCACCUGAUGCACUACGUGAGUUAUGUGUGCCUUUGUAUUAGUGAACGAAUGGGCAAAGUUGAGGGGGAGAAAAUAUGGGGAAGGGGGAGUGCAGAUAGAAAAGUCCACUCGGUAGGGAAGGAGGAGAGGAAGGUCCACCCUGGAGUGGCCACACCGCUUCCCCACCAGCGCGUUCGCAAAAAAGAAAACAAUUUGAUUUGCGUAUAA
Messenger RNA from Plasmodium vivax (malaria parasite P. vivax), 2991 nucleotides. RefSeq lists its product as hypothetical. The record is from RefSeq and is a predicted model, not a curated record. The transcript has a single exon. Bases 1 to 2991 code for a protein of 996 amino acids. NCBI's taxonomy places the organism in Eukaryota, Apicomplexa, Aconoidasida, Haemosporida, Plasmodiidae.